AAAUUCACCAUUUUUGGAUUCUCUCUCUGGACACACGAAAAUGUUCACGCGCUGCCCAGUCGAAAUUCCAGAUCCUUCCACAUCCUUCUCCAAUCAGGGGGCGCCCACCGUCUUCUCCAUAUAUUAUUCCCAAUCUCAACCUUUCCGUUCAUUCAUUUAUUCUUCAUUCGCCCAUAAUCGUCUCCUCUCUGCAUUUCCUUCUUGCACUUCUCUCUUCCCUUUUCAAUUCUCGAGGAAAAGUGUAUUUUGUAUUCAAACAUGGCUUCCGAACCCGAAGUGUCCGAGAUUUUUGCGGUGUUCGAAAGGAUGGUGAGAAACAGAGACCUUACGCUGUUUCUCCCAUUCAUCUUUGGCUUAUCUAAUGCUGCUUUCAGAAGUGAAGGCGAAGACUCAGGUCAGGAAAAUGAGAGUGGAGAAAGUCCCCAACGCGAAAGAAUCAUCUUGAUCAACCCCUUCACGCAGGGUGUGGUGGUGAUCGAUGUUGCUUCUAGCCUCGAGGGCCUGUUUCGUGAUUUGGGUAGUGGCAAGGGUGGGCAGCCUCCAGCUUCUAAAGAAGCCAUAGAUGCUUUGCCCAGUGUUAAAAUUGAGGAAGGUGAAGAGGGAGAGUGUGUGAUUUGCUUGGAGGAGUGGGAAGCUGGUGGGAUGGUCAAAGAGAUGCCUUGUAAGCAUAAAUUUCAUCCCAAUUGUGUAGACAAAUGGUUGGGGAUACAUGGGUCUUGCCCAGUUUGCAGGUAUGACAUGCCUAUUGAUGAAGUUGGGAAGAAGAGAGACGAAGAAGACGGGGAAGAGAGGAGGAGAAGGAUUGGGAGAGAAGCUUGGGUCAGUUUCUCUUUCAAUGGUGAAGGAGGAAGUAGUGAGAACUCAAAUCAGGCCCCUUCAGGUGAUUCUCGUGAUUCUUCAUCAAGUCCGAGAGAUGAUGAUGAGGCUGCUGAUAGUUAGGGAGGAGAUUUUGUGAUAAGUUGUACAGAUCACAAGAGCACAAAUAUGAAAUAAAAUAAUCAAUUUUCUUGGUU
Molecule: messenger RNA, 1013 nt
Organism: Prosopis cineraria
Lineage: Eukaryota; Viridiplantae; Streptophyta; Magnoliopsida; Fabales; Fabaceae
Product: E3 ubiquitin-protein ligase MPSR1-like
Exons: 1
Coding region: 259-939 (226 amino acids)
Biological process (GO): protein ubiquitination
Cellular component (GO): cytoplasm
Molecular function (GO): ubiquitin protein ligase activity
Source: RefSeq, a predicted model, not a curated record